Cygnus olor (mute swan) is the source of this 4114-nucleotide messenger RNA. It is a transcript of the gene GPCPD1, whose product is annotated as glycerophosphocholine phosphodiesterase 1. Bases 971 to 3007 code for a protein of 678 amino acids. NCBI's taxonomy places the organism in Eukaryota, Metazoa, Chordata, Aves, Anseriformes, Anatidae. Gene Ontology annotation, molecular function: starch binding; glycerophosphocholine phosphodiesterase activity. The record is from RefSeq and is a predicted model, not a curated record. Gene Ontology annotation, biological process: glycerophospholipid catabolic process. The transcript has 20 exons.
GUUUCUGUUGGAGAAGCAAGAAUCUCUAGGGAGAGAAACACUUGUGUGGUUUUUUUGUUUGUUUCUUUGUUUUUUGUUUUCCCCCAAAGUGAAGUGCUGGUAGUGCUGUGUGAAUGUUUACUGGGUAAGAUUUGUGUAUCUCAUGGGGAGAUGUCAGAUUGAAGUGGUCAUUGCUUGCUUGCACAAGGGUUUAGUUGCAGUACCAAUAAAAGCUGACCCGGGGGGAAGCGGGACGUAGGCUGGGGGGCAGCUCUUUGCAGCACAAGCUCACAUUUAGUCAUGCAUAGCUGCAGAAGAUGUGAAUUCACCUGGAAAGCUUUUGAACCCAGAGGUUGUUUAAAAACGGUGGUCGCAUAAGUUGAUAAAUCUGCUCAACUGAAUUUGUUAAUCUUUGCUGAUUAGGAAAUGUACAACACUUUUCCCCAAAGCUGUUCUAAGGUAGUGCAUUUCCCCUGGACAGUCAGUAAUGACCGCUGAGCUCUGUGUUCUCCCCAGCAGUCUGUCUGUACAGGUGUGGGGAGUAGAGGAUUUUGUUAUUCUGCCUCACCAAAGGUGAGGUACUGAAAGCCUGAGGGAACAUAUAGUUUAAAACAUCGGCUGACACCUACUGGUCAGAGGGUUUUAAUGUUGAGUCUAGUGUUUCCUUCUGGGAAUUAACCUCUGGCUCCUCAGGAGCAGUCAGGACCUGGACAGUUAAACUUCUGUGCUUUUUAGAAACUAAAUAAAGCAUUUUUUGUGUCACGUUAAAGUGCAGAAUGAUUUGUAGGUGCAUGAUGACAGCAUAGCUUUGAUUCAUUAACAAAAAGCAGAUCUCUGCAGAAAUACAGUUGCUGGGUGGGCAGACAUUAUUUCUUCUUUACUGUAUGUUUGCACAGACCGCUCUGCUAGAGAAGAUACUUAAAAGGAGGUAGCGCUUUAGACCUAAACAUGAAUGAGAUUUCAGCUUUCCUAAGACAAAAGUUCUGCAAAUAUGACCUCAUCUCAAGUCACUUUUGAAGUAAGAGGACCAUCAGCACCAGGAGAAGUGUUUGCAAUAUGUGGGAGCUGCAGUGCUUUGGGAAACUGGAAUCCACAAGCUGCAGUAGUCCUUCAAACUGAUGAUUGUGAAUUAUGGAAAGCUACUGUAGAGCUUCUUAGAGGAGUUCCCGUUAAGUAUCGGUAUUUUAAAGGGUACUUCUUAGAACCUAAGACUAUCGAUGGUCCCUGCGAAGUCAUAGUUCACACGUGGGAGACUCAUCUACAACCACGAUCAAUUACCCCUUUAGAAAAUGAAAUGACCAUUGACGAUGGAUACUUUGGAAUCCAUAAUGGUAUUGAAACUGUGGAUGCUGGGUGGCUGACCUGUCAAACAGAAAUCAGAUUGCGUCUGCAUUAUUCUGAGAAACCCCCUGUAGUGAUAACAAAGAAGAAAUUUAAAACAUCAAGGUUUAGAGUAAAAUUGACUCUAGAAGGCCUGGAGAAAGAUGAGGAUGAUGAAGAGGGCCAAGAAAAAACAUCCCCUACAGUUCCUCAGAAAAUGGCAAACACUGUGGAGUUCUCCUUAAUAACCAACAAUGAAUAUAAAUGCCGACACUCUCAACCAGACUGUGGUUAUGCUUUGCAGCCCGAUCGAUGGAUAGAAUACACUAUACAAACCAUGGAGCCUGAUAACUUGGAAUUAAUCUUUGAUUUUUUCGAGGAAGAUUUAGGUGAGAAAGUACUGCAAGAUGAUGAGCUUCCAGGUCAUGUAGGUUCUGCCUGCCUCCUGUCAUCCACAAUUGCAGAAUUUGGAAAGAGUGCUGGAAUUCUUACACUUGCUAUCAUGGGCAGAAAUCCGAGGAAGACAAUUGGAAAAGUUCGAGUGGACUACAUAAUUAUUAAGCCAAUCCAGGGAUACACUUGCGAUAUGAAGGCCUCAUAUGCAAAAUACUGGAAACCAAGAACAACUCUAGAUGUUGGACACAGGGGAGCAGGAAAUUCUACAACAACAGCUAAACUUGCUAAAGUUCAAGAGAACACUAUCGCUUCUCUGAGGAAUGCUGCAAGUCAUGGAGCAGCAUAUGUGGAAUUCGAUGUACACCUUUCUAAAGAUCAUGUGCCUAUUGUCUACCAUGAUCUCACAUGUUGCAUGGCAAUGAAAAAGAAACUGGAUACAGAGCCUUUGGAGUUGUUUGAGAUUGCAGUCAAAGAGCUCACAUUUGACCAACUGCAGUUAUUGAAGUUGGCUCAUGUGACUGCCCUGAAAGUUAAAGAUCACAAUGCAUCUUUUAAAGAAGAAGAAAAUUCUGCUUAUGAGACCCAGCCGUUUCCUUCUCUGCAGAGAGUCCUGGAGUCAGUUUCUGAAGAUGUUGGCUUCAACAUAGAAAUAAAAUGGAUAUGCCAACAAAGGGAUGGACAGUGGGAUGGCAACUUGUCAACUUACUUUGAUAUGAACCUCUUUCUAGAUAUUAUUCUAAAAACGAUUCUGAUGAAUGCUGGAAGAAGAAGAAUUGUUUUUUCUUCUUUUAAUGCAGAUAUUUGUACAAUGGUCCGGCAUAAGCAAAACAAGUAUCCUGUGUUAUUUCUCACCCAAGGAGAAUCUAAGCUCUAUCCAGAACUUAUGGAUCUCAGAUCUCGUACAACUCCAAUUGCCAUUACUUUUGCACAGUUUGAAAACUUGCUGGGAGUUAAUGUGCAUUCUGAAGACCUGCUGAGGAAUCCAUCAUUCAUUAAAAGAGCCAAAUCUAAAGGCUUAGUUAUUUUCUCGUGGGGAGAUGAUGCAAAUGACCCAGAUAACAGGAAGAAGUUGAGAGAAUAUGGUGUUCAUGGGCUAAUAUAUGACAGGAUAUAUGACUCAAAUCCCGAACAACCAAAUAUAUUCCAAGUAGAGCAACUGGAACGUCUAAAGAAGGAAUUACCAGAGCUGAAAAGCUGUGUGUGUCCCACAGUUAGCCACUUCAAAUCCAUAUCUCCAUGUAAAUGUCAUCAUAGUUGUCUGGAAGAGAAAACUGUAGAUAACUUGCAGAGUGUUCAAAUGCAAAAGGACUGAUUCUAGGCAGAAUGCUGUUUUGUAUCUGUUUAACUUCGACCAUUGGAACAGUGCUCUCCAUGCCUUGACUGUUUGUUUGUUUAAGUCCCCCAAAUAGCAAUAACUGUGUUCCUCCUUCCUGACAAUACUUGCUAAAGUUUCAAUGUUAAAAUAUUCAGCCAGUUAUAGUUGUUGCAGUUUACAUACACAGUUUUAAGUUUCCCAUGAUCAAAUCUCAAAUUUUGAAGCAGUAAAUUUAGUAUUAACACUAAGUGUGUUUUAAAAAAAAAAAAAUUAAGCACUCUAAGGAGUGGAAGUUAAAAAACUAAAUUGUAGAGAAAUUACAAUGACCUGAUGGUGAAAAUGCUUUAAAAAAAAAGUUUUGAUUUUGAUUUUACUUCAGUAGUACAGCUCAUCAGCCUGUACAUGACACCAGGAAAUUACGAGUGAUUGUAAGGUACAUAAAAUUAGAUCUAGCCUGAAUAAAUCGGUACCUCUAUCUGUAUAUGUAUUUGCACUGAUAGAUCCACCUGUAUAAAGCUUUGUGCCAUUUAAAAAAAACUCUACACUUUUAAGUAAAUUACAGUGCAUAUUAACUCAUUUUUCCCCCUUCAUGGACGUUUAGGCUGCUGCCAUUGUUUUCUGAUUUGCCAACUGAGUGGUACGGUGUCUGUGUUUAGUAGUGAGGGGUGAACCACAAGUAUGAAUAUUUUUUCAUUAGUCUCACACAAGCCUGCUAAACUUUAGGAAUGUUGCUCAUAAUUUUAAUAUUAACAGAAUUACAGAAACACCUGUCAGUGGCUGAGAAUCUUUUUUGCACAGUAACCUUAAUAAACGAAAUAUGUACCAUGCACAAACUCUAGAAAAUGCAUGCUUUAGUUUUUAAGCAUGAAAUUUAGGUGUUUGCUGAGGUCCUUGCAUCUUUACGGUGCUAGUUAUAUGUGAAGGGUGCAAGGACUAACUAAACUACUUAACCUUCUUUGCCUAAAACCACAAGCCUGUUAUUCACAAACAUUUGGAAAAAAAAAGGCUAUACCAUACAUGGUUUGUCUUUCUUACAUAAUAUAAGCCACUAGCUUUUGUAUUUUGCAAGAUUUGAUUUUUUUUUUUUUUUUGGAGCAAGAAUUA